AUGCUCAUAUCUGGAGUGAUGAAAGCAAAUAUUAAUUGCUUUUCAAAGCGAGAGGUUUUGGAGCAGAAGAUAUUGCAAGAUGACGCAGAAAUGGAUGUUGCCAUUAUGUGGGUUCCUACUGUACCCAAUGGUAGCUUCAACCCUGUUGUUCCUUUGAUUGAACCAUUGCACAAUACUUCAUUGCCUAGAGACUCUGACAACUGUGACAUAACGUGUAACGGGGUUGCAGUGUGUGCGCGUUUCUUCGGACAUGCCAUUGAAGCAUGUUUCAUAUUGUGUCACUACUGUCUUCACUGUUACCACGAGUACUGCGUAGGUGAACGCUUUGUGCUAGGUGAGAAAUGGAACUGUUCUUGCCACAUUGACAUCAACGCUCUUACAAGUCUUCCAAUGCUCAAUGCUAAAGAAGAGGCUAAGAAACUUUUCCUCGCACGUUCAAAGGAUAUUGAGAAAUUUUCGGCAAACAUCUCGAAGAAGUUGAUUUUCUCGCCUCGCAUCUUUAUGUUUGAAGCCAACAGCAGCAAACUACUUCGUGAAAUGUGCAAUUUCAUGUGGCUAAUGGACUCUUCUGCGGAACAGAUAUUCAUUGAAUUUGUUAAUCGUGUUGAAAAUCAAAUCAAGCAGUUCAAAGGGUUGGAUUUAUCACUGACAUGCUGUUUCCAGAGAUCAUAGCUUAACUCAUACAUUGUAUCGACGACAUAUCAAUUACACAUGCAUGCGAGCUUAUACACCGAAGAGUAUAAAGCCGUUUCUCCUUAAACUCAAAUUAUGUUUUCUAAAUUUCUUCGCAAAAAAUAUAUAGAAUAAUUAAAUUAAAUGCAUUAUGCAUUCAUACACCAAAAUCCCCUGCAGCAUCGAUUCCCCAAGUAUAUCUGACGAUUGGCUACUAAGAUGAAAAAAAAAAUGUCCACUUUUUGCGUUCAGUAGCCAAUGUAUCCAUCGCAUGUAUAAAAGUUGUUGGAGCCACAUGAAAUCACGAUUUUCAUAAAACAAUGAUAUUUAUAGCCUGUAUGUUGUGUUUUAAUGCAAUUUUCGUUAGAGUUUUCUCGAGGUUUUAGUAUAUCUGACGAUUGGCUACUAAGAUGAAAAAAAAAUGUCCACUUUUUGCGUUCAGUAGCCAAUGUAUCCAUCACAUGUACAAAAGUUGUUGGAGCCACAUGAAAUCACGAUUUUUAUAAAAAAAUGAUAUUUAUAGCAUGUAUGUUGUGUUUUAAUGCAAUUUUCGUUAGAGUUUUGUCGAGGUUUUAGUAUAUCUGACGAUUGGCUACUAAGAUGAAAAAAAAAUGUCCACUUUUUGCUUUCAGUAGCCAAUGUAUCCAUCGCAUGUAUAAAGUUGUUGGAGCCACAUGAAAUCACGAUUUUUAUAAAACAAUGAUAUUUUUAGCAUGUAUGUUGGGUUUUAAUGCACUUUGAUUGACAUAGCUACCAUAGGAAAAGUGAUAUUUAUAGUUUCGUAGACUCUUUGCUAGGUUAAUGCGAUACUCUUGAUGAUGGGGCUUCAUACAACGAUAAAAAAUAUAAAAACGGCUGGCCUAACAAGAAGUAGCUAAGCAAUCUUCUUCGUGCAAUUGUACCUUAUGUGCAAUAGCUGAAUAUGAAAAGGUGGGAGGAGCAUUGAAAAGCAGAUUUUUUGCAAUCAUAGAAAAAACAACGUAAUGUUCCGUAAUGCAUAAAAAAAACAACGUAAAUUGUUCCGUAAUGCAACAAUAUGUUAAAUGUGAACUUUAUGGUAUGGCUCUGGCAAAAGAGACGAAAAAAGGCUGAUUUUUUCAUUGUUUUCUGCAUUUUAUAUGUUUAAUGGCCCUAAUUCCACCUUCAAAAUGUGUCAAAAGAUUGCAUCAAGUAAUCCUUCAUAAAACUGCCGGGAAAGCUCCAAUCGAAAUGAGACUUCGUAUAAUUAUUGUUUAUACUAUCGGAAAACAAGAUUUAGAAGUUUCAUUAUAAAAUCAAAGAACAAUUCUGAGAAAUGACACUAUGAUUUUGCUGCAGCCCUAUUUCCACCCACCUGUAGACAAUUAUUUUGUGGAAAAAACCAAUGUAUUUUUUAAAAUGAAUGAUGAAGCAGCAAGAAUUUUGCGUGAAAAUGUUAUUUUGGCUACUAUUAACAACCCUGAGUAUUUUUUACCGUGUAUAAAUAGCUUUUUUGGCAAAAAAAUCAGAAAAUCUUCAUUUGGACCACUUGUUGGUGCCUUUCUCGGGUUUUUUUGCCACCUGCUCCAAUGGUCUGUCUUGACCCCGUCCUUUUGGUACGAGAAUGCUACAUCACUUGUGAAUGCAAGCCAAUCUUUUUGUUCUUCAAACUUUAUUCCAUUCUGUGCACAUGUACGUUUGUAUAGGCACCAACCAUUGCUGGCCUUGUCACAGCAAUGUGCUGCUUUUCUUUGCUAGACCACCUUCUUAUUGCUUCAAUAGGUUCAGUGUAUGCACGUGACGUAAUAAACAACACAUUUGUAUCGUCCCUUGUUUUAUGUCUAUACGCCCUAAAUUGUAAUUAGUCAGUAAAUUCAUCAAGACGCAACGGUCACACAAUAUCGUCUCUCGCUGGCCCCGUGUUUUCUGCACGUUAAAUCAGACAUAAAAACGACAGCAUUCGCAACAACAAAAGCAAAAUUAAAUAUUGGAACAUCGUCAAUCAGCGUUCCUAUAUAUGUAUGUAUGUAUAUAUGUAUGUAUGUAUGUUCUCACAUCACCUACCUUGUGGGGACAAAAGUAUGACUACACACCAGCAUUCUGAGGACUGUCGUAAUUGUGGGGACAAAAAUCUGGACCCCACAACGUACAUUCCUUGUUUUCCCUUAAAAUCAUCAAUUCUAAACCUUCUACCCAGUUUCUCAAAUGUCCCCACAAUGUUGAUGUAACAAAUGUACGUGUACAUUGUGGGGACUUUUUUACACCCAUGACGUUUGCUCAUCACCGGACCUCUGGGGACAAAAUAAACACACAAGACAUAUUAUCGCUUUUUCUCGUUUGAGAUAAUUCUUCAAUCUUGCAAAUCUCUUGUGAUUAUCAAUUAAACAACAAGGUUAAAUCACGUAAAAUGGUAAUAAAACUGAAUUAAAAUUGUAAAUGUUACUGUAAUUAGCAACGUAUACGACUGUACUGAAUUGCGCUCUAAUAAGAGAUUUUAUGUAUUUGUUACAUUGAAAAUUCGAGCUCUUUCCUAUUUCGCAACAUUAUUGGUGUAAUAAGCUUAUUUCCGGGAUCAUCAAAGUAGUUCAUAUAGAAAAUGAUGUUUUAGGUAGAAUGAAACUUGAAUGAUCAUCUUAUGGAGUUAAAAAAUUUAUAACUGCAUUCCACCACUUUUGAACGCAGUUUCUCAAUAAGUAUCUAUAUUUCACUAAGCAAUAGACAGACAAUUGUUGGGGGUGCAUACAGGGAUGUUUCAAGAAACUUUAGCUAGGGGGGGGGGGUAGAGCAUUAAAUUAACCUAAAAAUCAGGUUUUUUUAAAACUUAAGUUUAGACCGUGAGAUUUGUACAUUACAGAUUGCCAAUAACAGAUUUUGAAGAAAGUCGUUUAGCCUUAGCUAUGUGAUUUUGCACAAAGUCUUUAACAUUUUGCCAUGUCCGAUUCUUUAGGACUGCACUUUCUGCGAUAAGUUGGGUUGCGUCCGAUUUUCCUGGCAAAACGCCUUUCUUAAUCUUGUCAGCAUAAUGCUUUAACACCACAGACGAUUCCUCUUUACCCCAUCGACUCCGUUUGCCUACUCGCCUUUUCCCUGCAUGCCCUAGGGGAAAAUAACACAUCUUUGUUGCACUGUUUCUUGGAUUUUGAAAGAUCAUAGAUAAGGUAUCAUUGUUCUCUUUGAUAUAAGAAUAAUUACUGUUAUAAAUGAUAUUUGUUGCUUUGGUUGGGGAAGGCAUGGUUAACAUAUUUACGAACAAUUCAUCAUUGCACGAAAAUUCAUCGCACAGACGCAAUAACAAUUGUAUAUUUAAAUUAAUAUGCCAGUUUUUUGGCAAUUUAAUCCCAGGCCAGCUUGAAAUAUGGUCAUUGAGAAUUGCAGAUGAAUGUGCCAAAGGCACAGUAAUCAUGGUUCAAAUUGGUUUUUUUAAAUGAGGACUAUGAAGCACAUGAGCAAAGAGAAGGAAAAACAAUGACAAAAGCAUUUUAGAAUUCACACUUUUUACAAAGAUUUUGCAUUAUGGUAUUUUGUGUAGUGUCAACUUGCGUAUAGAAAGCAUUGUUUACUCUAAGGUUUCUAAUAAACCGGGAAUUUCAAACACUUUGUGUAAUAACUUGUCGUUUAGAUUGACAACUUUCUCAAUGGAAUAGGAAGUGUAGAAAACACAUUCAUUUGGCAAAAAAAAUUCUUUUCUCCAAAAAAUAAAAAUUCAUAAACCAUCUCUCAUAACUUAAAAUUUCAUUUAUGGGGGGGGGGAUGGGGAAGGGUGUUCGUGGAAAUGAAACUGAAUAAAUUUAUAAGUGUCCCCCAUUUGUUAGAAACCUAAAGCUGCAUUCACAUUUAUCGCGGUAUCAUGCGGCGCACUGCGGCAUGAUGCGGAAAAAACGCGUCGGUCCUGUUCACACUUGACGCGUUCUCUUCCUAGCGUUUUUCUGUAAUGGCGUGUAAACAAGACGACGUUCUGCUAGCUCUGGCCUAUCGAAAUCGAUUGAUUGCGUUGAAUUUAUUGGAGAAAGGCAAAAUAAAGCGGUCUUUUUGGGUAAGAGAAUUAUGGAAAUAUCGAGAACAACAAGGCCACUUUGACAACUUGGUACAAGAGAUGAGGCUAAACGACCACUCUAUGCAUUUCAAUUUUUUCAGAAUGCUUCCUUCUACUUUUGACGAUUUACUCAAAUUAGUUGGACCUGCGCUGCUUAAAAAGAAGAGCCGAUUUCGGGAACCAUUAUCCCAAGCAUUGAGGCUUGCUGUAACAUUGAGGUACUUAGCCACUGGAGAAUCACAGGCAUCAUUGUCAUUCAAUUUUAGAAUUGGCAGAUCCACUGUUUGUGAAAUUCUUGAUGAUGUCCCUGAAAAAAUCUGGUCGAUCUUAUGUCCCAUUUCAGUACCUGUUCCUCAAGAUCAAAAUGCUUGGAAAAAGAUCGCAAAUGAUUUUUGGAAUCUAUGGGGUUUUCCUUUAUGUCUUGGUGCUGUCGAUGGAAAACAUUGUGUUGUUGUUUGCCCAAACAACUCAGGCAGUGCAUUUUUCAAUUACAAAGGGUCUUUUUCCGUCGUUUUAAUGGCUGUUGCAGAUGCAAUAUGUUCACUUUAGUAGAUAUCGGAGACUAUGGCAGACAGUGUGACUCUAGUGUCUUCAAUAAUUCCAAUUUUGGUGAGGCAUUAAUCGAAAACAGUCUGGGAAUACCCGACAGUGACUUUUUGCCUGGUACAACAGUGAGUAGCAGGUACUGUUUUAUUGGAGAUGAAGCAUUUCCUCUUCGAGAAAAUUUGCAACGCCCUUUUCCUGGGAAGGGUUUACCAGAGAGCUUAAGAAUUUAUAACUAUCGACUUUCCAGGGCUCGCAGAGUAGUGGAGAAUGCUUUUGGCAUACUCUCAGCUAGAUGGAGAUUUUUGAGAGCACCUAUUCAAGCUCAGCCUGAAAAGGCCAGUAAAAGCAUCCUUGCAGCUAUAGCCCUACAUAACUGGCUAAAAAAGCACGAUGACAGUCAAAAAGCGUAAGGAAGGAUUUACUGCCCCCCAGGUUACAUUGAUUAUAAAGAUGCCCAUGGUAUUCUUCAUCGCGGAACAUGGAGAUCUGAAGUAACAGAGUCUGGCUCUCUUUCAGACAUUAAGCAACUUGGUUCUAAUAAUCAUAGUAGAUCCGCCCAAGCUUUUCGACAGAAAGUCGCAGACUACUUUCAGUCUGCACAAGGAGAAUUGCCUUGGCAGUAUGAUUACGUAAAAAGAACAUCUUAUGAGCCAAUCAAAUAAAUCAUUAGUUAACCUUGCUAUUUCCGUUGCUUUAUAUAUAAUAUUUUUUACCACUAUACUUAAAUUGAAAAACAAAAAAAGUUAUUUCUCGUUGACCCUGGGGUGCUGAAAAGACAGGAGGGGCUCAGAAUUAACAGGAAAAGGCGCCUUUUAUUGAAAAAAUGGGACAAGAAUCAAAAUGGGAAAAGCACAUCACACAUUAAUAGGAAUAUCUGCUUUCAUAAAUAGAAAUAUCUGCUUUUCAUAGUGCAAAACGAGGGCAACAUGGGAGAAGCUCAUCAUAAU
Messenger RNA from Rhopilema esculentum, 6156 nucleotides. NCBI's taxonomy places the organism in Eukaryota, Metazoa, Cnidaria, Scyphozoa, Rhizostomeae, Rhizostomatidae. The record is from RefSeq and is a predicted model, not a curated record.